AUGCUCUCUGUCCUCCGAGCACCGGCCCCGCUCGCCUCGAUCUCUCGCGCCGCCAUCCGUCCCGUCAUGACUGCCGCUGCCGCCGCCAUGACUGAGGAGGAGAGCUUCCUAUUCGACCUCAACGGCUUCCUGGUCGUUCGAGGCGUCUUCACCGCCGAAGAGGUUGCAGCAGCCAACGCAGCCGUGGAUGCGCACGCCGCAGAGGAGCUCAAGGCCCGUGGUGCCGCGGCGCUGCGCAACGCCAAGAGCGGCACGCCGAUGGCGGCGAGCGGACCACGGAUGGAUAUGGGCGGCAUGCUCUGGUGGCAGGCAGAUCAGUCGAAGCUCUUUCGCGACAUGCUCACACACCCGAGGCUAGUCCCGUACUACCGGGCCCUAUGCGGGGAGGGGUACCGGAUGGACCACCAGCCGCUCCUCGUCGCGCAGGGGCCCGACUCUGAGGGCUUCAAGUUGCACGGCGGCCCCAUCUCGGGCGCAGACGGCGUGCCUCAGGGCGUCUUCAACCCGGAGUUGCAGUACCGCUGCGUGCACGGGCAGCUGUGGACGUCGCUGCUGGCCGCCUCGGUGCAGCUCUGCGACCACCAGCCGGGCGACGGCGGCUUCUGCAUCGUGCGAGGCUCGCACAAGCUCAACCUGCCCGUGCCGACCGACUUUGCGGACGGGGUGGGCUCGGCCUUUGCCGAGCACAUCCACCACCCAGCCACCCGGGCGGGGGACGUCGUCCUCUGGUCGGAGGCGACGGUGCACGGCGCGACCCCGUGGCGCGCGGAGCGCGAGCGGCGCGUCGCGAUCUACCGCUUCGCGCCUCCGAACAUGGGCUACGGCCGUGGCUACCUCGACAUCCCUCCCGGCGCGAUGGAGGGCCUCACGCCCCUGCAGCGCGCCGUGCUCGAGCCGCCGUACGCCACCCGCCUCGAGCGGCCGCUCGUCACGGCCAGCGCGGCGGCGGAGGAGGACGGGGCCACGGAGGCGGUGCGGCACCUUAGGUCGGAGGCGAAGAAGGAGCACGACCGGCAGACGCUGGGCACGGCGUACUUCUGA
This is a messenger RNA of Emiliania huxleyi CCMP1516, 1041 nucleotides long. RefSeq names its product putative phytanoyl-CoA dioxygenase. The transcript has 2 exons. The record is from RefSeq and is a predicted model, not a curated record. Bases 1 to 1041 code for a protein of 346 amino acids. Lineage: Eukaryota; Haptophyta; Isochrysidales; Noelaerhabdaceae.